CGAGAUGCACAAUGCGUCGUUCUCGGAACCGGGGUUCUCCAACGUGUCGUGCGCCGGCAUCGCUCCGGGCUGCCCCAACGCGUCGGGCCCGCUGCUGCCGCCGCCGCUGCCGCUGGCCGUGGCCGUGCCAGUCGUCUACGCUGUGAUCUGCGCGGUGGGGCUGGCGGGCAACUCGGCCGUGCUGUAUGUGCUGCUGCGGGCCCCCCGCAUGAAGACUGUCACCAACGUGUUCAUCCUCAACCUGGCCAUCGCCGACGAGCUCUUCACGCUCGUGCUGCCCAUCAACAUCGCCGACUUCCUGCUGCAGCAGUGGCCCUUCGGGGAGCUCGUGUGCAAGCUCAUCGUGGCCAUCGACCAGUACAACACCUUCUCCAGCCUCUACUUCCUCGUGGUCAUGAGCGCCGACCGCUACCUGGUGGUGCUGGCCACCGCGGAGUCGCGCCGGGUGGCCGGCCGCACGUACGGCGCCGCGCGCGCCGUGAGCCUGGCCGUGUGGGGGCUCGUGACGCUGGUCGUGCUGCCCUUCGCGGUCUUCGCCCGGCUCGACGACGAGCAGGGCCGGCGCCAGUGCGUGCUGGUCUUCCCGCAGCCCGAGGCCUUCUGGUGGCGGGCAAGCCGCCUCUACACGCUCGUGCUCGGCUUCGCUAUCCCCGUGUCCACCAUCUGCGUCCUCUACACCACCCUGCUGUGCCGGCUGCGCGCCAUACGCCUCGACAGUCACGCCAAGGCCCUGGACCGCGCCAAGAAGCGGGUGACUCUCCUGGUGGUGGCGAUCCUCGUCGUGUGCCUCCUCUGCUGGACGCCCUACCACCUGAGCACCGUGGUGGCGCUCACCACCGACCUCCCGCAGACGCCGGCCGUCAUCGCGGUCUCCUACUUCAUCACCAGCCUGAGCUACGCCAACAGCUGCCUCAACCCCUUCCUCUACGCCUUCCUGGACGACAGCUUCCGCAGGAGCCUCCGCCAGCUGCUGGCGUGCCGCGCCGCCGCCUGA
Messenger RNA from Ceratotherium simum simum (southern white rhinoceros), 994 nucleotides. RefSeq names its product neuropeptides B and W receptor 1 (gene NPBWR1). The record is from RefSeq and is a predicted model, not a curated record. Gene Ontology annotation, cellular component: neuron projection; plasma membrane. Gene Ontology annotation, molecular function: neuropeptide binding; neuropeptide receptor activity. Lineage: Eukaryota; Metazoa; Chordata; Mammalia; Perissodactyla; Rhinocerotidae. Gene Ontology annotation, biological process: neuropeptide signaling pathway.